CAGAAGGCGCCUAGGCGGGGCGGUGGCAGCCGGGGUGAGGUCCGAGAGGGAGGCCGAGCCCUGCGGGGAUCCAGACCCGGGUGCCACCUCCCGAAGGCCGCGAGGAGCGACGCCGAAGCCAGGUGAAAAUGAGUUCUUCAGUGAGAAGAAAAGGCAAACCAGGCAAAGGAGGUGGGAAAGGAUCUUCUAGAGGAGGAAGAGGAGGCAGAAGUCACUCUAAUAAACCCCAUGGAGGUGGAGGUGGCAGUGGUGGUGGUGGUGGCAGUGGUGGCAGCAAUCGAAAGGCGUCAAGUAGAAUUUGGGAUGAUGGAGAUGACUUUUGUGUCUUCACUGAAUCAAGGCGCUCAUCCAGGCCCAGCAGCAGCAAUGCAAGCAAAGGAGAGGUGCGCCCUAAAUGGAAGCCCAAGGCCAAAGUGCCCCUUCAGACUCUGCAUAUGACCUCGGAGAAUCAAGAGAAAGUCAAAGCUCUUCUGAGAGACCUACAAGAGCAAGAUGCAGAUGCUGGAUCUGAGAGAGGCAUUUCUGGGGAGGAGGAAGAUGAUGAACCUGAUUGUGCUGAUAGUGAGCAGUACUGGCCAGCUGGACAAGAACCUGCCCUUGUUCCCGACUCUGACCCUUGGGAGUAUACUGGCUCAGGCACAGUGGAGCCUCCUAUUCCAGAAUUUACAGUCUCACCAUUUGCAGUGCAAAAGCUUUCCAGGUAUGGUUUCGACACUGAACGCUGUCAGUUGGCCUUGAGGAUUUGUGAUGGGGAUUUGGGGGCAGCACUAGAGCAUCUUCUCCGCCAGUGUUUUUCAGAGGCAUUUGGAGAGAGGAUGAGGAUGUCCGAGGCAGCUGGCCGGAUAAGCUUACCUGAGUGUGUAGAACAGAGACAGGAAGAGGCGCUUGCUCUCAAGUCCAUCUGUGGAGAAAAAUUUAUAGAAAGAAUUCAGAACAGAGUCUGGACCAUUGGAUUGGAAUUGGAGUACUUGACAAAUAAAUUCUGCAAAUCCAAGCAAAAGGAAAGUACCAAAACUGUACAGGACACUUCACCUGAAACCUGCAAAUUUUACCUCAAAGGAAAUUGUAAAUUUGGAUCGAGAUGUAAAUUCAAACAUGAAGUGCCCCCAAAUCAAAUUGUUGGAAGAGCAGAAAGAAUUGUAGAUGAAUCUCAUCUGAAUGUUGAUGAUGAUGCAUCUUUUUUAUAUGAGCUUGAAAUUCGAUUUUCCAAAGACCACAAAUACCCCUAUCAAGCUCCUCUUGUGGCAUUUUAUUCCACCAAUGAGAAUCUACCUCUGGCUUGUCGUUUACAUAUUUCUGAGUUCCUUUAUGGCAAAGCCUUGACAUUUGCAAAAACUUCAGAACCUGUUGUUUAUUCUUUGAUAACCCUUUUAGAGGAAGAGUCGGAAAUUGUCAAGUUACUCUCAAACACCCAUCACAAGUACAGCGUCCCUCCUGUGAGCUGCCUUCCAGGCCCCUCUGGCACGAGGCUGAGUAAUCCUGCCUGCCGCAAACCAGGGAUUCCAAAUAAUGCUUUUUUUCAUAAUCAAAUUCCAGAAGUUGAAAACUUAUCAGAACCUGAGGAAGAUGCAGAUGAGGAUGAAGGUCCUACACCAGUUAUAGUGGAGAAUGAGAGCCAUGUGAACCUCAAGAAAAAGAUUUACAAAAGAUAUGACUGGCAGGCAAAGUCAGCACAUGCUGAAAACAGUAAGAUCUGCAAGCAGUUCCGAAUAAAACAGGCUUCCAGACAGUUCCACUCAAUUCUGCAAGAAAGACAAUCAUUACCUGCUUGGGAAGAAAGAGAAAACAUUCUUAAAUUGUUGAGCAAGCACCAAGUGGUUGUCAUAAGUGGUAUGACUGGAUGUGGGAAAACCACACAGAUUCCACAGUUUAUUUUGGAUGAUUCUCUGAACGGGCCACCCCAGAAGGUGGCAAACAUCAUUUGUACUCAACCCCGACGAAUCUCUGCAAUCUCUGUUGCUGAACGUGUUGCUAAAGAAAGAGCAGAGAGGGUGGGUCUGACUGUGGGGUACCAGAUCCGGCUGGAAAGUGUCAAGUCCUCAGCCACCAGACUGUUAUACUGCACCACAGGCGUAGUCCUGAGAAGGCUAGAAGGAGAUGCAACUUUACAAGGAGUCACCCACAUCAUUGUGGACGAAGUUCAUGAAAGGACAGAAGAAAGUGACUUCUUACUGCUAGUUUUGAAGGACAUUGUGCAGCAGAGACCAACUCUUCAAGUCAUCCUAAUGAGUGCAACCUUAGAUGCUGAGCUGUUCUCAGAAUAUUUCAAUUCCUGCCCAGUUAUUACCAUACCAGGUCGUACGUUUCCUGUUGAUCAGUUUUUUUUGGAAGAUGCAAUUGCUGUGACAAGAUAUGUGUUACAGGAUGGGAGCCCAUAUAUGCGCUCUAUGAAACAGAUUGCAAAGGAAAAGCUUAAAGCAAGACGCAACAGAACUGCAUUUGAAGAAGUGGAGGAAGAUCUGAGGCUGUCCCUUCAUGUCCAGGACCAGGAUUCUGUCAAAGAUGCUGUGCCAGAUCAACAGUUAGAUUUUAAGCAGCUCCUGGCCCGAUAUAAAGGGGUAAGCAAAUCGGUCAUCAAGACAAUGUCUGUCAUGGAUUUUGAAAAGGUUAACCUCGAGUUAAUAGAGGCCUUAUUAGAGUGGAUCGUAGAUGGCAAGCACUCCUACCCUCCAGGUGCCAUACUUGUAUUUUUACCAGGACUAGCAGAAAUCAAAAUGCUUUAUGAGCAGCUGCAGUCUAACUCUCUUUUCAACAAUAGACGUAGUAAUCGAUGUGUCAUUCACCCACUUCACUCAUCCUUAUCCAGCGAAGAGCAGCAGGCUGUAUUUGUAAAACCUCCAAUAGGUAUAACUAAGAUUAUCAUUUCCACCAACAUUGCUGAGACGUCCAUAACCAUUGAUGAUGUUGUUUAUGUCAUCGAUUCUGGGAAGAUGAAAGAAAAGAGAUAUGAUGCCAGCAAAGGGAUGGAAAGUCUAGAGGAUACAUUUGUAUCUCAAGCCAAUGCUCUGCAGAGAAAAGGCCGAGCAGGCCGUGUUGCAUCUGGAGUCUGCUUCCAUUUAUUCACCAGCCACCACUACAGUCAUCAGCUUUUAAAGCAGCAGCUACCAGAAAUACAAAGAGUGCCAUUGGAACAGCUGUGUCUAAGAAUUAAAAUUUUAGAAAUGUUUAACGCUCAUAAUCUCCAAUCUGUGUUCUCUCGGCUCAUUGAACCGCCACAUAUUGAUUCUCUUCGUGCCUCAAAAAUACGGUUGCGAGACUUGGGAGCCUUAACUCCAGAUGAAAAAUUGACCCCUCUAGGCUAUCACCUGGCCUCUCUGCCUGUGGAUGUGAGAAUCGGCAAACUGAUGCUCUUUGGGUCUAUCUUCCGCUGCCUGGAUCCUGCUCUCACCAUUGCAGCCUGCUUGGCCUUUAAGUCUCCUUUUGUUUCUCCCUGGGACAAAAAAGAAGAGGCUAAUCAGAAAAAGCAGGAAUUUGCAUUCGCAAACAGUGAUUAUCUGGCCCUUCUACGAGCAUACAAGGGCUGGCAGCUGAGUACAAAAGAAGGUGCGCGUGCAAGUUACAAUUACUGCAGACAAAACUUCUUGUCGGGAAGAGCUCUGCAGGAAAUGGCCAGCCUCAAACGGCAGUUCACUGAGCUGUUGUCAGAUAUAGGGUUUGUAAAGGAGGGACUCAGAGCAAGGGAAAUUGAAAAAAGGGCCCAAGGAGGAGAUGGUGUCCUGGAUGCCACAGGAGAAGAGGCAAAUACAAAUGCUGAGAACCCCAAGCUAAUAUCAGCCAUGCUGUGUGCUGCUCUGUAUCCAAAUGUUGUGCAGGUGAAGGCUCCAGAAGGAAAAUUUCAGAAGACCAGCACUGGAGCUGUCAAAAUGCAACCGAAGUCAGCUGAGUUGAAGUUUGUUACCAAGAAUGACGGAUAUGUCCACAUUCACCCUUCCUCGGUGAACUAUCAGGUUAGACACUUUGACAGCCCCUACCUGUUGUACCAUGAGAAGAUCAAAACCAGCCGAGUGUUCAUCCGGGACUGCAGCAUGGUGUCUGUGUACCCCCUGGUCUUAUUUGGAGGAGGCCAAGUGAGUGUGCAGCUUCAGAAGGGAGAGUUUGUUGUCUCUCUGGAUGAUGGCUGGAUCCGGUUUGUAGCUGCUUCCCACCAGGUGGCUGAACUGGUAAAGGAGCUUCGCUGUGAACUAGACCAGCUCCUCCAGGACAAAAUUAAAAACCCGACCAUCGACCUGUGUACCUGUCCUCGAGGUUCCCGGAUCAUCAGCACAAUUGUGAAACUUGUCACCACACAAUAAAGACUGUCCUAGAAGAGUGCUUGCUCCUCAUCCACCUCUUGGUCCCCUGGAAGCCUGGACAUCACAGCAGCACUUCUACCUCGGACUAAAGACCUGGGGCUGGCCCUAGGGGGUGGGGGUUGCAGGGCCUAAGGGCUGAGCCAGCUGAAGAGACAUUAUCACACUUGGCAUUUCAGAGAAAGUAGGGACACUCCCAGCACAAUUUGGAGUGUCAGUGGUGGGAUAAUAUAAAACCCAGCUUGCCUCUUUUUGCCUGUGACUGUUCUAAACUGAAUGAAAUUCACCUAAUAACAUAAAAGUGAAUGUUUAAUACAACUCUGUUUUAAUCUAUGUAUUAUUUUUUCCUCCUGCUUUUUAUUAUGCAUUGUCUAUAUAUAAUUGACAUACUCUUUUCUCCUGGUUUUUAUUGGGCAUGAGGAGAAAUAGUUGUUUGGUUUUAUUUUGGGGUUUUUCCCCCAUCAUAAUAAAAGCUUAACUGAGAGAACUCAGAUAAGAGAAGAAAUCAUGUGAGCAAGAAAAAUAAAAAUUUCAUUUUAGACUAUUGA
Nannospalax galili (Upper Galilee mountains blind mole rat) is the source of this 4837-nucleotide messenger RNA. It is a transcript of the gene Dhx57, whose product is annotated as DExH-box helicase 57. Gene Ontology annotation, cellular component: intracellular anatomical structure. The record is from RefSeq and is a predicted model, not a curated record. Bases 129 to 4292 code for a protein of 1387 amino acids. Lineage: Eukaryota; Metazoa; Chordata; Mammalia; Rodentia; Spalacidae. The transcript is spliced from 24 exons. Gene Ontology annotation, molecular function: ATP binding; RNA binding; metal ion binding.